AUGGCUUGGAUGAGUGGACUCAUCCAAAAUGGAACCUGCAGCUGUAAAGCAGAAGACAGAGUCAUCCCGAGUUUAGCGGCAUCCAUAGAUGCAACUGUGUUGAUUACAUCUCGACCAUGGAGAAUGUCACAACAGCCCGUUAAAGACACGAAUAUCAACAAGUAUUUUGAGUUACAUGGAGCUGUAGAUAUAAACUUACUGAUUGAAAAUGUGUUGAACAGUCUUAAUGAAACAGUUACAGAAAAGAAAACUUUAGAAGAAUUCCUCAGGUUUGUUGACAUAAUGAAACUCAAAUGUCUUUCAUCGGUACCUAUUAUAACAAUGCUGCUUGUCUGUUUGUGGUUUGAUGGAAAGCCAGACUCGAUUUCUCUGUGUGACAUAUAUGCAUAUAUGAUUGAAAUGAUGUUUAGUAGAAAAGAUCGGCAUGUGCCAGUAGUUACGCAGACUGACAUUCAGUUACCGCGAUGUUUCAAGGAUAAAAAUUGUGUACAGAACAACUUCAACAUAGUCCAGACGAUGGCUGAACUUGCUUUUACGAAACUAUUUUCGAAUGACCGAACUUCAUUCCUGGUUUUUAAGGAUGUUGACAUUUUAGCGCAGGAUAAUCUUGUUUUUCUUUUGAAAUCGGGAAUCUUGCGAGAAACUAAAUCAGCUUCUUUAAUUAGAAGGGAAUCGAGAUACUCGUUCAUUUACAAGACUGUUCAAGAGUUCCUUGCUGCAGUACACAUGCAUUAUAAUCCAGAUGAUAUUUAUAGAAUAUUGACACCCUUUUAUGAAGAGAACGGUGAAACGUCUGAUAUUUCAGAAGUGUUUACUUUCUUGUGCGGUCUGAACAUUGAGUUAGCAAAUGAGUUGUCUGCCAUGAUAUCAAACAGUCUAUGCCUAGACAACCAAUCUUUCACGACUGAAAGAAGAGUCAUUCAAAUACAGAAGACCAUUGUUUCAGGUUAUAAGGAGGCCAAAGCUAGUCAAGUAUUGGGUAUAAAGCUUUCACAGUUUAGCUUUGAUUUUAGUUGUACUACCGAUCCUGAAAUAUUAGAUGACUUGCUUUCGAUAAACAAGUCUAAUGUACGUUAUAUCAAGACCAGUACAGAUAAUUGCCCGGCGAAACUACAGGAGGUGUUUUGCAGCUCCUCGGAAACUUUAAUCAAUGUUAAGAUAUUUUCCACUGCUGGACAGUUUGACCUUUUGGCAUGCAACAGCCUCAGAUGCUUAUCAAUAUAUGGAACGAAAACAACUGCUAUUGUGGUCAAUACAAAUAGAUUAAUUGCAUUGGAUCUAAAUUGUGUUUCAAAACUUGUAGAAUACAGUAUUUUGCAGUCAUUCGACGGUGGAUUGAACGAAUUGGAACACUUGAAGAUAAGGAGCAUUACAGACAUUAGUUUACUCCGCCUCAUUCUUCCACAGCUGAUUCAUUUACAAUACAUUGCCAUAGACACCGGAGACCUCGGUGAUGACGCUUUGCUCCUCCCUCGUUCUAUGAAAAGAGUUGAACUAUCAAAGGUAAAAAUGAGUGCACGGUCGUUUAAACAGAUGAUUGGGAGGAUGGAAGAAAGAACGGAAAAGAAUGACGAUGUGACGUGUAAAUUACUGAAAUGUAGUGUGGGACCAAACUCAGAGUAUGAGGCGGUUAUAUCCGAUGUUAAAAGAAGGGCAGAUUAUUGUUCAGAUAUCGGGCAAAAAUAUGUCUCUCUUACUUGCCAAAGAUUUAGGGCUGCUUCCAGGGUAGAAUAAAUACGUCUGUAAUAUGGUGAAAUGUCUGAUAUUUCACAAGUGUUUAUUUUCAUGUGCUCUUACUUGCCAAAGCUCAAGUAAUGCUUCCGGAAGAAGAAUGUACUGGUAUCCGGAUAUUAAUAAAUAAAUUCUAAUCAAAAAUGGACAAAAAUGUCGUUGGCAUGUUUCAUUUUAAUAUGAAAUAAUAUUAAUGAACGUGGCCUGAUCAUUUAUCUGUUACAUGCCAAGUAUAGAAUUUAUGUUUGUUUUAAUAUUUCCAUUCUAUAUUGCAAUACAUUUGGAAGUUAUAAAUUGUAAAAUAAUGUUCACUAUCUUGCAUUUAUAUCUUGAAAACAAGAGAAAUAAUCAGAGCGUCUUGCUUUUUGAUCCUUAUAUCUGUAACCUGUGACUCUCUCUCUAUAUAUCGGGCUUCAGGCAUAAGUCCUACAAAUAAAAUAAUAAAUUGUGAAAAAGACAAUAAAAUUACCGUGAUGUGUUACAAUAAAUAGAAAAGUCUUUCUUUGAAAGUAAUGGUCCAUUAUCCAUUUCAUAAAUAGUGUUGUUUUUAAGUGUGUAUAUGGGGGGAUUAUUGGCAUUCUAACACAAAUAAAAUGUACGUUUUCUGACCAAGUAAUCGAUAUUUCCUUUUGUUAUGAGUCAAAACAUGAUCGCGCCAUACAUGCGUAUUACACUAAACGUUGUUUGAUAUGCCAUAUUGCCAUAGCCAAUACAUUGAAUUUCCAAAAAGCAAAACAUGCUUCCGGUAUUGUCGACAAGCAUUAAGAAUAUUGUUGUAGCUUUUUUCAUUUAUUUUUGCAUUUUAAGCGUAAGAAUGAUUCAUAUAAUCAUGUUUUGAUUGUGAAACGUAUGUUCCGUCGAUCACAUGCAAACAAAAUCAAUAAAACAGA
Molecule: messenger RNA, 2621 nt
Organism: Mya arenaria
Lineage: Eukaryota; Metazoa; Mollusca; Bivalvia; Myida; Myidae
Exons: 1
Coding region: 1-1734 (577 amino acids)
Source: RefSeq, a predicted model, not a curated record